AUGUCAUCCCCAUUCCCGGCCGAUACACCAAGUAGUAACAGACCUUCCAACUCUUCUCCUCCACCGUCGUCCAUAGGUGCUGGUUUUGGAAGUAGUAGCGGACUUGACUCGCAAAUAGGUUCAAGAUUACAUUUUCCAAGUUCCUCUCAACCGCAUGCCACCAAUUCGCAGACAGGCCCUUUUGUCAACGAUUCCACUCAGUUCAGUUCUCAAAGACUGCACACCGAUGGCUCCGCAACCAACGAUAUGGAGGGGAAUGAACCCGCAAGAAACUUCAAAAGUAGAGCUUUGAAUCAUGUCAAGAAAGUUGACGAUGUGACCGGUGAGAAAGUUCGUGAAGCCUUCGAACAGUUUUUGGAAGAUUUCUCCGUUCAAUCUCCUGAUACCGAUGAAAUUGAGAAAGUGUACAGAGCACAAAUUGAAUUCAUGAAAAUAUAUGACUUGAAUACCAUUUAUAUAGAUUAUCAGCACCUAUCCAUUAGAGAGAACGGCGCCCUAGCUAUGGCCAUCUCCGAACAGUAUUAUAGGUUUUUACCGUUCCUGCAUAAGGGUUUGAGAAGAGUAGUUAGAAAGUACGCGCCCGAAUUGUUAAACACAAGUGACACCCUGAACAGAUCCAGUGGUGAUGGAGAUGAUGACCAACAGGAUGAUGACAUGAAUGGUUCGAGUGUACAAAGAGAUUCUGGAUCAUCGGCCGCACCAGGAAACGGAUCAUCUGCUAUGGCAACGAGAUCAAUAACAACUUCUACUUCACCUGAACAGACGGAACGUGUUUUCCAAAUCAGUUUCUUCAAUUUACCAACAGUUCACAGAAUUCGUGACAUCAGAUCCGAGAAAAUUGGUUCAUUAUUGAGUAUAUCGGGGACAGUAACGAGAACAUCUGAAGUCCGUCCAGAAUUGUACAAGGCAAGUUUCACGUGUGACAUGUGUCGUGCCGUCGUGGAUAAUGUGGAACAAUCUUUCAAAUACACUGAGCCGACGUUUUGUCCUAACCCGUCGUGUGAGAAUAGAGCCUUUUGGACACUAAAUGUUUCAAGAUCAAGGUUUCUUGAUUGGCAGAAAGUUAGAAUUCAAGAAAAUGCUAACGAAAUACCCACGGGCUCCAUGCCACGUACAUUGGACGUCAUUCUUCGAGGUGAUAGCGUUGAAAGAGCCAAGCCUGGUGACCGUUGUAAGUUCACAGGUGUGGAAAUUGUAGUACCUGAUGUUACACAAUUGGGGCUUCCGGGUGUGAAGCCAAGUUCAACAUUGGACACUAGAGGUAUUUCAAAGACUACGGAAGGCUUGAAUAGUGGUGUCACUGGUUUGCGUUCCCUUGGUGUUCGCGAUUUGACAUAUAAGAUUAGUUUCUUGGCGUGCCAUGUGAUAAGUAUCGGCUCAAACAUCGGUGCAAACAGUCCCGACUCAGGUUCCAGUAACAGAGGAACUGAGCUGCAGAUGGCUGCUAACUUGCAAGCUAAUAAUGUGUACCAGGACAAUGAAAAGGAUCAAGAAGUGUUUUUGAACAGCUUGAGUUCAGAUGAAAUUAAUGAAUUGAAGGAAAUGGUUAAGGACGAACAUAUUUAUGAUAAGUUGGUCAGAUCUAUUGCACCUGCCGUAUUUGGCCACGAAGCCGUGAAAAAAGGGAUUUUACUCCAAAUGCUUGGUGGCGUUCACAAGAGUACAGUGGAAGGUAUCAAAUUAAGAGGUGACAUCAACAUCUGUGUUGUUGGUGAUCCCUCUACUUCUAAAUCUCAAUUUCUAAAAUAUGUUGUGGGUUUUGCGCCAAGAUCAGUUUAUACUUCUGGUAAAGCAUCUUCUGCUGCGGGUCUAACGGCUGCAGUUGUAAGAGAUGAGGAAGGUGGUGACUAUACGAUUGAAGCAGGCGCUUUAAUGCUUGCCGAUAACGGUAUAUGUUGCAUCGAUGAAUUUGAUAAAAUGGAUAUUUCUGAUCAAGUCGCUAUUCAUGAGGCUAUGGAACAACAAACCAUCUCCAUUGCCAAAGCCGGUAUCCACGCUACUUUGAAUGCAAGAACAUCCAUUUUAGCGGCCGCGAAUCCAGUUGGCGGGAGAUAUAAUAGAAAAGUAUCACUAAGAGGUAAUUUAAAUAUGACGGCACCAAUCAUGUCGAGAUUCGACCUAUUUUUUGUUAUUCUAGAUGAUUGUAACGAAAAAAUUGAUACCGAAUUGGCAUCUCAUAUCGUUGAUUUGCACAUGAAAAGAGAUGAGGCCAUUGAGCCACCAUUCAGUGCAGACCAAUUACGUCGUUAUAUCAAAUAUGCACGCACUUUCAAGCCAAUAUUAACGAAAGAAGCCCGUUCAUAUCUGGUCGAGAAAUAUAAAGAACUAAGAAAGGAUGACGCACAAGGAUUUAGCAGAUCGAGUUAUAGGAUCACUGUUAGGCAGCUGGAGAGUAUGAUUAGGUUAUCAGAAGCUAUUGCUAGGGCCAAUUGCGUCGACGAAAUUACUCGAUCUUUUAUUGCUGAAGCUUACGAUCUUUUGAGGCAAAGUAUUAUCCGUGUUGAUGUGGAUGAUGUGGAAAUGGACGAAGAAUUUGAGAAUAUGGAAAGCCAAGGUCACACGGAACCUGAAAACAAUGAUAAGAAUAAUACUAAUGACAACAAUAAUGAUGAUACAGGAGCUGACGGAACAAUGAGCGGACCACAAGGAGGUACGAGUGAGGGACACGGUGAACACGCGACUCGCUCAGCUUUAAGUGAGAGAAAGAAGUCAACGGUGACAUACGAUAAAUACGUGUCAAUGAUGAACAUGAUUGUUAGAAAGAUUGCUGAGGUGGAUAAGGAAGGCGCAGAAGAAUUAACCGCUGUUGAUAUAGUUGAUUGGUAUUUAUUACAAAAGGAAAACGAUUUAGGUUCACUGGCGGAAUAUUGGGAAGAGAGGAAAUUAGCGUUUAAAGUUAUAAAACGGUUAGUAAAAGAUAGAAUCUUGAUGGAGAUCCGUGGUACCAGACACAAUUUAAGAGAGAUUGAAAGUGAAGAAAGUGAAAAUACUAAAAUUGUGUACGUUAUUCAUCCAAACUGUGAAGUCUUGGAUCAAUUAGAACCACAGGAUUCCGCGUGA
This is a messenger RNA of Saccharomyces kudriavzevii IFO 1802, 3060 nucleotides long. RefSeq names its product MCM DNA helicase complex subunit MCM6 (gene MCM6). Lineage: Eukaryota; Fungi; Ascomycota; Saccharomycetes; Saccharomycetales; Saccharomycetaceae. Gene Ontology annotation, molecular function: single-stranded 3'-5' DNA helicase activity; single-stranded DNA binding; ATP binding. The transcript has a single exon. Gene Ontology annotation, biological process: mitotic DNA replication; DNA replication initiation; double-strand break repair via break-induced replication. The record is from RefSeq and is a predicted model, not a curated record. Gene Ontology annotation, cellular component: nucleus; MCM complex. The coding region runs from base 1 to 3060 and encodes 1019 amino acids.